GUUUUCGUGAUUUAUAUUUACUUGAGUGUAUCAAAAUUAGUGUGUUUCAUUUAUAAUUUACUAACUUCAUAAAUAAGGUUAACAUUUGAAAUGGAGAAUACAAGUGAACAAAAAAGGGCUUUCACCAGUGAGGAGUGGAUCAGUUUAACUAAUUACUUUGUUGGGAACAAUCAAAGGUUCAGGGAAAACAUUGUUAUUCCAAAGAAUUUAGGACCUGUGGUCAUUAAAACAAAUGAAGAGAAGGCAGUGGAGGCAUUCUUUGAAAGCUGUGCUUUUAAGUCAAUGAUGAGCUGUGUUAUUGGUUAUGGUUUGGGUGCGGCUAUUGGUCUGUUUUCUUCAAGUGUGGGUCCAUCUGCUACCAGCGUGGAGCAGCAAACUGCCAAACAAGUAUUCAAAGAGAUGAAAACAGCCACAUUAGGAUAUGCCAAAAAUUUUGCAUUAAUUGGAUUAAUGUUCUCUGCUGUGGAAUGUACAAUUGAAUCAGCUCGUGGUAAGAGUGAUUGGAGAAAUGGUACAUAUGCUGGUGGUGUUACUGGUGGUCUGAUUGGACUACGAGCUGGGGUUAAGGCAGGCAUUUUUGGAGCUGCAGGAUUUGCGGCGUUCUCGACAGCAAUUGAUUAUUAUAUGCACGGUAGAUUUUAGAUUUGUAAAUAUUUUAGUUAAAAAUAAAUUGUUUU
Nicrophorus vespilloides is the source of this 677-nucleotide messenger RNA. RefSeq names its product mitochondrial import inner membrane translocase subunit Tim22. The coding region runs from base 91 to 642 and encodes 183 amino acids. NCBI's taxonomy places the organism in Eukaryota, Metazoa, Arthropoda, Insecta, Coleoptera, Silphidae. Gene Ontology annotation, biological process: protein insertion into mitochondrial inner membrane. The transcript has 4 exons. Gene Ontology annotation, molecular function: transmembrane protein transporter activity. The record is from RefSeq and is a predicted model, not a curated record. Gene Ontology annotation, cellular component: TIM22 mitochondrial import inner membrane insertion complex.